UACCCUUAGUCACGGUUGCACAGCCAAUCCCUUUCAGCUGAUAACUAAGGAGUUCACUGCUCAGCGUUCAAUUAACUCUGGGCAACGGAAGAGUGUAGCUGGUCCAUUGGUGCGGUUGUGGAAUUGAGAUGACAGUCGGCCAGCUUUCAGGAAGGAGGAGGAGGAGAAGAAAGGAUCCCUCCCCCAUGCCUGUUUCUCCAGGCUACACCCAACUGGAGCAGAAUGAUCCGUCUAUGAACCCCCUGCGCAUCUCAGUCGGAGGACUUCCCAUGUUGGCCUCCAUGACCAACACCCCAGACCCCCGAUUCCGCCUCAAUUUGAAGGCCAUCGUAGCCCUGGUCCUGGCCAUUGCCCUGGUCCUCCUCUACAUGCACCUGAACCCGGGCUCCUACUCCAAGGUCCCCAGCUCCCGUAACUGGAAGUCUGGCCACACGGGGAUGGCGAUGGACGAGGUGGCCGACCGCUACAAUGACACUUACCCGCUCAGCACCCCCGAGCGGACGCCGCAGGGCACGCGCUACCGCAUCGGGGUCAUUGCCGACCUGGACACAGACUCACGCAGCGACAAGAAGCUGACAUGGUUCAGCUACAUGCGCCGGGGCCACCUGCUGGUGUCGGAGAGUGGCACCAAGGUGGCCGUGGAAUGGGACGCGGAGAGGGUCCUGCUGGAGAGCCACCUGGCGGAGAAGGGCCGGGGCAUGGAGCUGUCAGAGCUGGUGGUGUUCAACGGGAAGCUGUACAGCGUGGAUGACCGAACGGGCGUGGUCUACCACAUCGACGGCAGCAAGGCUGUGCCCUGGGUCAUCCUGCCUGAUGGGGACGGCUCCGUCUCCAAAGGGUUCAAAGCGGAGUGGCUAGCAGUAAAGGACGAGCACUUGUACGUGGGUGGCCUGGGGAAAGAGUGGACAACCACCACGGGGGAGGUGGUCAACAACAACCCUGAGUGGGUAAAGGUGGUGGGCCAUCGGGACGUGCAGCACCAGAACUGGGUCCCCAAGUACAACCUCCUGAGGUCCGCAGCUGGGAUCGAACCUCCAGGUUACCUGAUCCACGAGUCGGCCACGUGGAGCGACAGCCUGCAGCGCUGGUUCUUCCUCCCACGCCGCGCUAGCAAAGAGCGCUACGACGAGACGGCUGACGAGCGUCGUGCUGCCAACCUCGUCCUCAGCUGCUCGCCGGACUUCAAGGACGUCACCGUGAACCGGGUGGGCCCGCAUAACCCCACACACGGCUUCUCCUCCUUCAAGUUUGUCCCCAACACGGACGAUCAUAUCAUCGUGGCUCUCAAGUCGGAGGAGGACGCUGGGAAAAUCGCCUCGUACAUAAUGGCAUUCACACUGGACGGCCAGAUCCUGUUACCUGAAACCAAGAUAGGAGACGUGAAGUAUGAGGGUCUGGAGUUCAUAUAGGAAACAAGGACAUAUAGUAGCUAUGUGGAACAUAGUUGUUGACAUUCCAUGCACUCAAAAGUUAACUUGCUGCUUGUUAAUUGACUGUGAAGACGACACGCAGCCCAAUCGAUCAAUCACGGAUCAGAAGCCAUUUUGGUGUGACCUGAGGUAAGCAUCAAAUGGAAGAAAACAGACUGAAACAGGGAGGGGCUACCUGUCAUUUUUUCAUUUUAUGUUGCAAAACAUUUAAAAUAAUAAUUUAGUCGCAUUCCCUAAUGAACUCAACUCAAGGUUUCAGGGCCAAGACAUUCUGUUCAGUAAAUGGGAGCCUAGAGUAGCCUAGGCUACCUAAACAAAGUCCUCUAGUUGAGGAUGUCCUCUUGAUGGCCAUCCUCUUCCUAGGCCAACGGCUGUCUUGUCAAGUAAUGUAGACUUUUUCAGAAUGUCUUAAACUGUGAUUUAACUCAUAAAAUGCAGAUACUGUACAUCCAGGAACUAAUGGAUUUGUUGUAUUUUCCCCCCAGUGUAUAUCACAGUUUCGUCUUAGAAAAAGAAAAAAAAAUCAUAUACUUCAGGACACUAUACCCUACGUCAGGGAUCAUCAACUAGUUCAGCGGUGGGAUGAUUUUGUUCUUGAGCGGAUGGUCGGUGGGCCGGAACAGAAUUACAAAUCAUUUGUAGACUGGAAAUUGACCACAUGAAGCCCAAACAGAUAUAUUUGACUAAAACGUGAUCAUUUCAAACCGUGCUUACAUUUGUAUAUGAUCACGUGUCUCUCUAUUGUGCAGGGGAAUACCUGGGAACAGAUUUCCACAAUGAAAAUCACUUGGAGAUGAUUUGCUGGUGUUUUUAGUCUUUUAUGUCCAACAAUGAAAAUACAAAAAAUAAAAACCUGCUUCAUGUGA
Messenger RNA from Oncorhynchus gorbuscha (pink salmon), 2296 nucleotides. RefSeq names its product soluble calcium-activated nucleotidase 1-like. Gene Ontology annotation, biological process: proteoglycan biosynthetic process. The record is from RefSeq and is a predicted model, not a curated record. Lineage: Eukaryota; Metazoa; Chordata; Actinopteri; Salmoniformes; Salmonidae. Gene Ontology annotation, molecular function: UDP phosphatase activity; calcium ion binding; GDP phosphatase activity.